Messenger RNA from Numida meleagris (helmeted guineafowl), 1938 nucleotides. RefSeq names its product RWD domain containing 4 (gene RWDD4). The record is from RefSeq and is a predicted model, not a curated record. The transcript is spliced from 8 exons. Gene Ontology annotation, molecular function: protein binding. The coding region runs from base 35 to 847 and encodes 270 amino acids. NCBI's taxonomy places the organism in Eukaryota, Metazoa, Chordata, Aves, Galliformes, Numididae.
GAAAGGAGGAAGAGAUGAGGAAGCCGGGAAGGUAAUGCCGAUAGCGGCGGGGCCUGCUCUGGUCUCUCGCGCAUGCGUGGCAGCGGCGGGGCCGCGCAGCCCGGAGCGGGUGCGCGCGUGGUGCCUGCCGCGCGCCAUGGCGGCCAAUGAGGACCAGGAGAUGGAACUGGAGGCGCUGCGCUCGAUCUACGAAGGAGACGGGUGCUUCAGGGAGCUCAGCCCGGUGUCCUUCCAGUACAGGAUAGGUGAAAAUGGAGAUCCCAAAGCCUUUCUAAUAGAAGUUUCUUGGCCAGAAACAUAUCCACAAACAGCACCAGUCAUAUCGAUGGAUGCUUUCUUCAACAACACAAUAUCUUCAGCUAUUAAACGAAGUAUAUUGGAUAAAUUAAUGGUAGAAGUUGAAGCUAAUCUUGGAACUGCUAUGACAUACACACUUUUUGAAUAUGCCAAAGAUAAUAAAGAGUUGUUCAUGGAAAAUCAGCCUGUUAACACUGUGACUUCAGUAAGCAAUAGUAUUGCUAUUGGAACUCCUGAUGUACCAGCAAAUAAGAAAAAAGACAAAAAGGAACAAUUAUCCAAAACCCAGAAAAGAAAGCUAGCCGACAAAACAGAUCACAAAGGAGAGCUUCCUCGAGGAUGGAACUGGGUGGACGUAAUUAAGCAUGCUGGAGGCUUAUGGCUGCAACCUGAGCAAGAUUGUCUGGGAGCGAUGCCUCAGCAAGAAGUCAGCAUGGUCUGUGAUCAUGGAACGGGGAAGGGCUUUAGUCUCCGCCAGCAUCAGAAUGGAUUGAGCUUUUGCUAUUCUAAACCUCUCCAAGGGGAAUCGACUUGCCUUUGCUAUCCUUGAGUCUAAGUCAAGUUGCCAUGACAAUUUACGUGAGUAGUUUAGGGAGCACAGGGGAAGGAAAAAUAAGAACCACGUCUAUAGCUUUUAUAAAGCUACUCUGUGUAACAGCAAACUUGCUAGCCUUGUGAAAAGCCUAAAUAUUCAGCUUCUUGGUUGCUUAUAUAUCAUGUGCUUGUAGGAAGAUGUCCUAGCAAUCUCUUCUGGUUCUUUUAGCUGGAAUUUAGAACAUGUGUUUUGAAGUCUACUUGGACAGGAAAUAUUUUGCAUUGGGAUUAUGUGUAUCAGUUCUUCAUUUCUGUGCCAUUUUUGAAAGGUAAUUCAUUUAGUUUAACUGUUUUAUAUUGUAGCGUAAUGCUUGGGAAGAAAGUCAUUUACAAGUCUAAGUUCUUAACGUAAUGGAGAGGCCUGGGCACUGGAAAUGGAGGGGUGGGAAAGUAAUGAUUUUUAUCGUGAAAUGCAGAUCUACGUGUCUUUCUAUACAUAAGUCUAUAUGUAGAGAACAUGACCGAGUAAGCUGUUGAAAAAUACCUCCUCCACCUUUUUGUGGUGCAGAAAAUUGAGAUGGCAGUGGUUAAAUGAAGUUUAAUCUUUUUUAACUGAAAUUUAACUCAAAAUAUCAUUUUCUCUCUUUGGUCUUUCAGUGCAUGUUUGAAUUGGCUAAUAUUCCUGGCACCUUGGAAAGCUGUUGUUCUGUGAUCGAUCCAUUGCCUGUGAAGCAGGGAUUACACUUUAAGAACGUACUGACUAUUGUUCUGUAUACUGAUAUUUUUCUUUAAAUCAUGUAGGUGUUGAGAAGCAAAUUUACUGAAUUCUCCAACUGUGAAAAGCAGAACAUUUAUGUAAAUUUCUUCUUCCAAAAGUUUUCUGCCACUCAGCAGGAGAGGGAUGAACCCCACCAUUUAUGGCUGGUUUGCUUGUUGUUAAGAGGGAGGAAUAUCUCUACUCCCUCUCCUCCUUUUUUGUUUGUUUUCUCAGUCCUUGCAGCGCCCUGUUGCACAUCACUAGGCAGCGUCCUUUGCAGCCUCAAGUUACAGGAGCUGUUAGCAGAAGGUGUAUGCGUUUUUUGUGAUUAAACAAUUUGGUGCCUCAAA